AUGGCACCAAUUCCUUCCCAUGUAUUGACUUUUGCACUGCCGUCAAUAAUAUUAGUUGCUCUAUGCAGUUUAUCAGAUUGCUAUGAUCCGUUGGAUCCAAAUGGAAACAUUACCGUUACUUUCGACAUUCAUCAAUACACAAGUGAUGGCUAUGUGGCAAGAGUUACCAUCCAAAAUUACUAUCAGUAUCGGCAUGUGGACAAACCUGGGUGGACUCUAGGGUGGACAUGGGAAGGAAAUGAAGUGAUUUGGUCAAUGAGUGGUGCCUUUGCCACCCAGCAAGGAAAUUGCUGGGCCUUCAAAACACCAGCACACUGCUGCAACAAAGACCCUGUCAUACUUGAUCUCAUGCCAGAGGCCUUGCCAGAAAACAGGUCAGAAGACUGCUGCCGUGGUGGUCUUCUUUCUGCAUGGGCUAUCAACCCUUCCAAAUCAUUCUCUUCCUUUGAAAUUACAGUUGGCAACUUGGGGGAAAAUUCUACUUGGUUCCCACCUCAAAAUCUUACUUUAAUGGAACCAGGUCCUGGUUACACUUGUGGCCAAGUUUUGGACACUGAUCCCACAGUUUCUUCAGAUUUGGGGGGUAGAAGACAAGUUCAGGUUUACAGAACGUGGAGAUCAACAUGCACUUACUCGAGCUUUCUGGCUAACAAAACACCAAUGUGUUGUGCAUCACUGUCGACAUUUUACAGCCCCACCAUCACAUCAUGCCCCAAGUGCAGCUGUGGAUGCAGAGAGGCAGCAGACAAAAGAACAGGUUUUUGCAUAAGUGACAGUAACCUCUUAUCGAAAAAGGCCAAUACUCCUGACAUAGUUCAAUGCACUGAUCACAUGUGUCCGGUUGGAGUUCAUUGGCAUAUUAAGAACAAUUACAUGAAUCAGUGGAGGGUAAAACUAACAAUCUCUAACUACAACUAUCAAAGAAACUUCUCAGACUGGAAUGUGCUGGUUCAGCAUCCUGGUUUCAGCCAAACUGCAACAGCAUACAGCUUCAACAGUACAAUACUUCCCACUGUUGGGUUUGGAGAUGAAGUUGCUCUCUUGUGGGGAAUAGAGUACUACAAUACUGAACUGUUGAAUUUUGAUGGGGAUCAACUGGGUUCAGUGACCACAGAGAUACUUCUGGACAAGGAUGCAGACACAUUUACAUUAAGCAACGGAUGGGCUUUCCCUCCAAGAAUAUAUUUCAAUGGUGAGAAUUGUGAAAUGGCUCUCCCAGACACUUUCCCAGUGCUACCAAAUGGCAGCCCCAGUUUGAGAUCAACUUACUGCCAAAUCCUUUCAGUAUUUUUUACUUUUAUAACACUCUGGUUACUUGGUUUUUAUCAAUAA
Messenger RNA from Corylus avellana, 1332 nucleotides. Its product is annotated as COBRA-like protein 1. Gene Ontology annotation, cellular component: plasma membrane. NCBI's taxonomy places the organism in Eukaryota, Viridiplantae, Streptophyta, Magnoliopsida, Fagales, Betulaceae. Gene Ontology annotation, biological process: plant-type cell wall cellulose biosynthetic process; cellulose microfibril organization. The record is from RefSeq and is a predicted model, not a curated record. Gene Ontology annotation, molecular function: carbohydrate binding.